Molecule: messenger RNA, 999 nt
Organism: Trematosphaeria pertusa
Lineage: Eukaryota; Fungi; Ascomycota; Dothideomycetes; Pleosporales; Trematosphaeriaceae
Exons: 1
Coding region: 76-516 (146 amino acids)
Source: RefSeq, a predicted model, not a curated record
CUUGGGUAUUCAUUCCCUUUGUCCAGUGAAGCGCGCCAGCGCGUUGACAUUGCUUCGGCACUCUCCAAGCCGGGCAUGAGGGCGAGAGACCUCUCCGAAGCAUCGGGCAAGCCUGUCACGACGUACAACGUGCGGAUUCUCGUCGGUAUUGGAGUCCAAACAAUCCUUCCAAACAAUCCUUCCAAACAAUCCUUCCAAACAAUCCUUCCAAACAAUCCUUCCAAACAAUCCUUCCAAACAAUCCUUCCAAACAAUCCUUCCAAACAAGCCUUCCAGCGGACCUGGAGAAGCACCACAAGAAUGUGCUGCACGGCGGCACCUUCCGAGAUGCCAUCACGGACUUCGCCGCAGAAGGACAGGAAAAGACUGGAAGGACAUUGGAGUGAGGACGGACCAAGUCCGAAACGAUGGUCCCUCCGAGCAGCCGUCAAUCGAUUCGAUGGUGCUCGGCGGCCCCAACUCGCCUUCAUCACACCUUGUAGUCUUUACUACGCACUGCCCCUUCGGUGUUUGUGAGCCGACUUGCGGGACAACCCGACCUGCUUAUGUAGUGCAGUCAAUCAGUCGCUUCUCUUCCGACAUCAAGUACGGCAAGCAUAGUCAACCGACUACCCCGCCUGAGUACGGCAAGAGCAACGCACGCACCAUCCCGUGUUCGAGCCAUGGCCUCCAAUGACAGUCAAGUCUUGUCGCUCGGUUCCUGUGCUGUCGCUGCCGCUUCCUUCGCCACAUCACAGAGGGGUCUUCGACCCACCCCGAUACGAGAAAGGCUAUUAUGCCUUGGGGUUGCGGGGAACCCCAUUCCCGGCGGGUCCGCCAACGAUAUUCAAGGGCACGCCGAGAUUGGCAUGACAGAAGAGUCGGGGUCUUGGCCCGCGGGCCUGCCAACGAUAUUCAAGGGCAGGCCGAGAUUGGCAUGACAGAAGAGUCGGAAUCGAGAUUUUGGCCUGCGGGCCUGCCAACGAUAUUCAAGGGCAGGCCGAGAUUGGCAUGACAGAA